AUGGAGUCGGGACAGGUCGGAACGCAGAGGCCGGUGGGGGAUGCCAGGAUUCUCCACUCCCUGCAGUACCUGGAACUGGCACUGUCAGAGCCCAGCCCGGGGGUUCCCCAGUCCUUGAUUGUGGGGGAUGUGGACGGGACCCCCUACAAGCACUGCGACAGCGAACGUCCUGUCCAAUGGAGCAUCCAUGGAUCCCACUGGCACAACUACAACAGAUGGGAUUUCAUCUGCUUCCAGCUGGGAUCCAGGAGCUAUGCAGUGUCCAACAGUGCCACUUGGAUCACCCAGAGGUGCUGGGAAUCCAAAGGCAUCAUAGUGGAACAGAUGAAGCAUUACCUGGGACACACUGGUGUUGAAGACCUCCCAGAAUACAUCAGAUAUGGUCAGGAGGCUCUGGAGCACAAAGGACUAUCUCUACUCCACAGAACCACGUCUAUUACUUCAGGAGGUUUUAUCUGAACUGCUUCCAACUCCCUGACCAACAGGGUACCAGGAUUUCCCAUUCCCAACCCUUGACUGGAUGGAAGAGGAGGCUGUGAGGAAGAGGAAGAUGGCCCAGGACAGCCAGGCAGGCAAGGAGCUCAACAUGGAGACCAGGGAGGACAAAUCCCCAUGGCAGAUCCUCGUGGAAGAGGCCAUUUUGAGCAACUCCACCGUGAAGGAAUCCAAUGGGGAGGAAAAGCUCUGGGGAUCCCACAGGAGGAGGGGGCUGCAAACCUAGCCCAGGGUGCUCUGAGGACGAAAGACCUGCCCUGUGCCAGGAAGACAACCAAAGAUCCAGCCAGACCUUGGCCUUAGUAGUCCGUGAGCAGUUUCCCGAUGGGGAGAAGCCCUACAAAUGCUUGGAGUGAGGCAGGGGCUUCAGAUGGAGAUCCCACCUGAUCCAGCACCAGAGGAUCCACAUGGAGGAGAGGCCCUGCGAGUGUGGGGAAUGUAGGAAGAGGUUUCAGACCAGCUCCAGUCUCCUCCCGCACCAGCGGAUUCACACAGAGAAGAGACCUUUCCGCUGCCGCAACUGCAGGAAGGGGUUCAAGCUCAACUCCAUCCUCAUCCUGCAUCAGCCCAUCCGUGCUGGGGAGAGCCCCUACGAGUGUCCCCAGUGUGGGAAGAGCUUUUCCAGGGGCUCUACCUUGACCCAACACCAAUGGAGGCACUGGUAAGGGAAGCCCUGCGAGUGCCCCAACUGUGGGAAGAGCUUUGUGUGCUGCUCCAACUCCAUCCCCCACUUGAGGGCUCACGUUGGGCAGAGCCCUGGUGACCCACAUUCCUAGUGACCCAUGUUGGGAAUACACCUGGCUGGUGGCCUCCAUGUCCUUCUGAUUCCCUGUAGCCACAUGGACAAAUGUAGGGGUGGGAACAUACAUAUGGUCUCUGAUCAACAUCAGAAAUUCAUUGGGAAGAAGUGAUUUGUUGACUUUACAGGACAAAAAAAAAAUCUCACCUGCUCUGUCCAGUUUAUUCUGGUGGUGUCAAGCACUGCUAGAUGAUCUUGGAAGUCUGUUCCAACCUAAAUAAUUUUCAUCUUCAUCCUUUUGAAACAACCAAAAUUGGGGUAGAAAUAAAGAAAUUAAAGAGACCUGAAGCUGUACCAUUUUACAGGGAUUUUGGGCUGAAAUUAGUCUUGGUUCAGAGGAACAUUUGGGUGUUCUGGGGCUGUCAAGGCCAGGUGGACCUGUCCACAAUCUCAUAGGUGUGCCAGCAGAACAUGUCCAUCUGAGCUCUUCUGUUCUUCAGGAAUUCCAUUUGUCUGUCCCAGUCCGUGGCCUGGGUCUCCCCAUGUGGAGUGUGCCCCAAAAAGUGCCCAAAUCACUGCUGAAGUGACCGAGCUGCUCCUGGCUGUGGAUGUUCCUGUCCAGCAACCUCUCCUGGUCAGUCAUGGGGACUGUGAGGGGCUUCUUUCACUCUUGAGGGCAUUUUUGGUGUUUGGAGGGGGCUUGGUGAGGUCUGUGAGGGGUUUUGGAGGCCCUGGCAGGACUCUGUGGCUUGAAGAGUAUUUGGGGGUGUGUUGGGGGAGUUGGGAAGGGGUUGUCAUGGUCCCUGGGGUCAUUUAUGUUGCACGGAAUGGUUGAGGGGAUCCUGGCCAGGAAUAGUGCAGUAGUUUGAGGGGUCUGGAAGUCACUGUUGGUCUGGGAGGGGGUUCUGGGGCAGUUGUGACCCCCCGAGCUGCCACCAGACUCUGCUCCCAAGAUUCUUCUGGUGUUUGGGGGUCCAUGUUGGGGCUCAUCCUCCUGGCAUUGCAGGAGAAGGUGAGGGGAGGAUCCCCAUCCUGAUAUCGCCCCCAUUUUCCCUCUCCACAGGACUCCAGGACCCAGCUCCUGCUGCCCCCAGGAGGGAAUUUGGGGUGGGGGCAGAGGAGGUGCACCGCCCUUUUUUUUAGCACCAAAAUGGGCUUGGGGCUGCAGGAGGAAGAGGCUGAGGGGAAGCAGAUCCUGCAGCUGGGACAGUACUUGGGGUCAGGGCAACGUCCUGCCCUGCACACCGGGCUCAGCUGUGACCCUGCCUCAGGAAGGGAUUGGGACAUGCCCAUCCCCACGGAUCAGGGCUGGGAGCAGCACUUGGACCACAGACGUGGAAAUGCUGGGGGCAACUGGGACCACACUGAGGGCUACUGGGAGCAACUGGGAGUAACUGGAAAUGAUGGGUGCAUGCUCAGGUACCUGGGAUAUACUGGGAAUGAAUGAAAUCAUGAUGGGGGCAACUGUGACCACACUGAGGGCUACUGGGAGUAACUGGAAAUGAUGGGUGCAUGCUCAGGUACCUGGGAUAUACUGGGAAUGAAUGAAAUCAUGAUAAGGGCAACUGGAACCAUACUGGGGACUCUGGGGUGACUGGGAAUGGGCAUGCUGGGGGCAACUGCUAUAUACUGGGAGUGUCUGGAACGAUACUGGAGGGGAAACAGGGAACAACUAGGACCAUGUUGGGUGUAACUGGGAGCAACUGGGUGUGACUGUUUCCACUGGGGGCAACUGAGUUCAUACUGGCAGUGACUGAGACUGUACAUGGGGCAACUGGGUGCGACUGGGAUGAUACUGGGAGGUCCUGUGAGCAACUGGAACCAUGCUGGAGACAACUGGGACCACACUGACGGGGAUUGGUAUCAUACUGGGAGUGACCAGGAGCAUGCUGAAGGCAGUUUGGACCAUGUUGGGAGUCACUGGACAUACUGGAAAUGACUGGAACCACCCUGACAGUGCCUGUGAGUGGCCAUGGGCAAUUGGAAUCAAGCUGGAAGCAACUGGAAGGAAGUGGGAGUGACUGGGAGUAUGAUGCGGGCAACUGGGAUGUACCUAGAGAGACUGGGAGUCACUCAGAUCAUACUGGGAGUGACUGUGUCAUGGGUUAGUACAGUUUGGUUUUUUAGUUACAGAGGAAUGUAGAAUGAUUCUCCAGGUCAGGACCUGGGAAUUGCUUUAGAAAGGACAGGGACCUAUCAGAGGGUUAGUUGGAAUAUUGGCUUCUGUUUUGACCACUGAAAAUUGUUGGCUACGAGCUCGGGAAGUACCAUAUAAAACCCCUUGGUUUCCUGUAGGUGGGCUUUUUUCCUUCUUUGCUUUGGCAAGAGAGAGACAGGUAACAUCGAGUUGGGCCUGCUGCUUCCCCCCCUUUUGGGGGGGAGCUGGCCUGAGGCCUGGCCGGAUUCUAUCGGCUCCUGGGUGGCGGGGGGAAGGAGAGGUUGCUGCUUUACAACUACUUUCUCCAAACUUCCCUGGAGCAGGGGGACAUCUCUGCCAGGCCCCUCAUAAGAGCUAUGGGCACCAUUUAGGCUGAGGCCACCCCAAUUUACACCGAGGGGUGGGCUGAGAAGGCAUUUAUGAUCCUACCUGGUCUUUUUGUGAUUCCGGACUGCCCAGGUGCUCCGAUCUCUGAUGUUUCUGUGUCAGUUCUUCCUCCCUCACCAGCGUGGCCUUGAACAUCUAACACCACAAGCUACAGAGAGAGAGAGCCAAAGACUCCAAGCAGAUUUAACCCUUUCCUAGCAACAUGAAGCUUCCAGAGCUUGGCCCUUCUCUGAGAGAGUAAGAAAGGACAGGGUGAACAUAAAGAAGAAACAGCAUGAAAUCAGUAGAGUGAGAGUGAAAAGACUAUUGGGACAGAGGGUUGAAGAGUUUGGUUGUUCCAUUCUUAUUUCAGCCCACGGAAAUGAACUCUCUAUUUAGAUUAUUCCUUUAAAUAAUGGGAAAGAUAUGCAUUUGGGGAGAUGAUUGUUUAGAUUUGUGUGUGGAUUUGAGCAAAGGUAUUUGUGAUGGACUAAGUAAUAUUAAUCCUAUAAGAUGCUUUAACAGAGAUAAAGAUGAGAAACCCUCUGCGCCAGUGAAGAAGUGAGAAGAUAUCUCUGUACCUUGAGAUGAAGAAUCCUUUGCUUUGGAGUUACUCAUCUUUAAACAGUGACAAUCCAGUAUGCAAAAGUCUAAGAUGCAUGACCCAUUAGCAGCUUGGGAACCUGCUAAUGGGAGGGGUCACAAAGGCAGGUUUCCCUGGGCAGCUGUUUUUGUGACAGUUAAAAAACCCACAAGAGAACUGUUCUAGGUUGUCAGUGGGAUCCAUGACUCUAAGAGAGACUCUUCCCCUAAAGAAUUGAUGAAAGACUAUUGUCAGAUGGUGAAACUGACUGAAAUUACAAUUUUUGUCUCUUUAUGUUGUUUUGUAGGAAAGUGAACAGUUUGUAAAGGGGGGGAAGAGUGUUUUUGGAGUUUCAUUCUGUUUUGUUUUAGUUUUUUUUCCCAACUUUCU
Molecule: messenger RNA, 4731 nt
Organism: Hirundo rustica (Barn swallow)
Lineage: Eukaryota; Metazoa; Chordata; Aves; Passeriformes; Hirundinidae
Product: major histocompatibility complex class I-related gene protein-like
Exons: 6
Coding region: 1-459 (152 amino acids)
Biological process (GO): immune response
Cellular component (GO): external side of plasma membrane
Source: RefSeq, a predicted model, not a curated record